Messenger RNA from Fragaria vesca subsp. vesca, 1056 nucleotides. RefSeq names its product probable pectinesterase 15-like. Gene Ontology annotation, biological process: cell wall modification. The transcript is spliced from 5 exons. Gene Ontology annotation, molecular function: pectinesterase activity. Lineage: Eukaryota; Viridiplantae; Streptophyta; Magnoliopsida; Rosales; Rosaceae. Bases 1 to 1056 code for a protein of 351 amino acids. The record is from RefSeq and is a predicted model, not a curated record.
AUGUGUCUGAAAACAACAUGUUUAACAUGUUUUGUUGCCCUUCUUGUUGCCCUUCUUGCAGUUCUAUUCGCAUCUGCACAUCUUACCACUAACCAAAACUCACCAUCUGCUCUCAGCAUCCCAUAUGCUGCGCAUCAUAAACAUGAAAAUGAUGAUCCUCUCCCAGACACAACUGCAACCUCCUAUCUUUGCGUCGAUCAAAACGGGCAUUUGAGAAAGUGGAGGUUCCGAUUAGCAAACAAACCAAAUAUAACAUUUCAAGGAGAAGGGUAUUUAUGGACUGUAAUUGCUUGGAAUGACACGGCCAAGUCAUCAUAUAGCACAAAACUAAGUGCCUCUGUUCAUGUUGCUGGUGCCAACUUCAUUGCUAAGAACAUAAGCUUCAAGAAUACGGCUCCACCUCCAGAACCUGGUGUUGAUGAUGCUCAAGCAGUAGCGCUUAGAGUAUCGGGAGAUAAAGCUGCAUUUUGGGGUUGUGGAUUCUAUGGAUACCAAGACACCCUCAAUGAUGAGAAUGGUCGCCAUUACUUCAAGGAUUGCUAUAUCCAGGGCACCGUUGAUUACAUCUAUGGCAAUGGACAAUCAUUCUAUGAGAAUUGCCAGCUGAUCACCAUCGCAGCCGCCGGAUCAAUUGCGUAUAUUACAGCCCACGGCAGAAGCAAUACCGUCAGGGUUGAGAAUACGUGUGCUGGCUUUGCCUUUGUUAGUUGCACCAUCGAUGGGAGUGGAAUAGUCUGGUUAGGUCGAGAAUGUAGGCGUUUUGCACGAGUAGUUUUUGCCAACACCUACAUGAGUAACAUUAUCACUCCAGAAGGUUGGAAUGCAACAACAUCCGGAGAUGAAAAGACUGUGUUCUUUGGAGAAUACAAAUGCAAGAGUCCAGGAGCUAAUAUGAACAAGCGUAAACCUUUCGUGCACAAUCUCACUCACAGUCAAGCUUAUUCUCAUUUCCUUACUGUGUCUUUCAUCGACGGGGUUGAAUGCCUGAGUGGCUGCUACCCUUUAAUAAUUAGCCUUCUCUCUUUUACGCUCUCUCUAGCUAGCUAUGUGAUGUGA